AUGGCGCUACCUAGCAGAGACAGCCAGGCCUCGGCUGAAUUGGACGAGUGCAGCCCUGCCGCUGUCAGCAACCUUGUCUGCAGGCCUGCUCCUCAUUACACCGAGUGCCACGGUGCUGCCAGCACCUUCCGUGGAGACAUAAACACGCCCUGGGAAGCGUGCAUUGUGAGCACCGACCCAAAGGAGCAGGAAACAGGAAAUGUGUGCGUUGGAGGGAGGCCGGGGCUUCGCAGCAUCCUGAGCGCGGGCGAGCCUGCUGACAUGACCGUGCCGUGCGCUGCCUUGGUCUUGGCUCUGGGACUCGCGCUAGGUCAUUCAAGCCAGGGAAAUGAUGAGGAUUCAGAAUACUCAGGACACAGCACCACAGAAGAGGACACCGCAGAGGAAGAGACGACAAGGGCUUUGUCUACAGUGACCACAGAAGCAUUAGCUGAAAGCGCGAAUUCUACCCACAUCCACGGCACCUCGGGUCAGGUGGAAUUUAUAUUAAUGGUGGCCGUCCCACUGGCUGCGCUGCUCAUCCUUCUGUUUGCGAUUCUCAUCGUGAUCUACUUUAAAAGCAGGAGACCCAAGCAGGAGCCUUCUAGCCAAGGAUCUCAAAGUGCCUUGCAGACACAUGAUCUAGGAGGCGAGACCUUGAAAGUCCCUAUUUUUGAAGAGGACACACCCUCCGUUAUGGAAAUAGAGAUGGAGGAGCUUGACAAAUGGAUGAACAGCAUGAACAGAAAUGGUACGUGGAAGCCCAAAGCGUUUGCUUGCCUCUGUGGUAACGCAGGGCUAGAUGGCUGUCUCUGCUUCAUCAGCAACUCAGAAAAUCUGAAGUCGUGCUUCAUCUGGCACUCGACCUGCGCACUCCUUAAAGAUCCAGUCUAA
Molecule: messenger RNA, 873 nt
Organism: Rattus rattus (black rat)
Lineage: Eukaryota; Metazoa; Chordata; Mammalia; Rodentia; Muridae
Gene: Tmem154
Product: transmembrane protein 154
Exons: 7
Coding region: 1-873 (290 amino acids)
Source: RefSeq, a predicted model, not a curated record